AUGGCCCCCUCGUCCUCCUCCUUCUUGUCCCACCUCCAGCCCCCUAGCUCCAACCCCCCUGAGAAGGAGGAGGAUGAAGAGGCUCUGGGGUUGGCACAGAGGGACGAGCUGAGCAGGACGUAUGUAGAGGAGGCUCAACAAAACCAGACUACCAGGAGGGAGAGCAGCUGUGGAACCCUUCCUUCCAGCCCCGACACCCAGCAGGAGCCCCACUCUUCUCAGACUAGGAGUCAAACUCCCAGUACCAGGAUCACUACCUGGGAGGCAGGCUGGAACGUGACCAAUGCAAUCCAGGGUAUCUUCGUGCUGGGCCUGCCCUAUGCCUUGCUCCAAAGUGGCUACCUAGGGUUGGUGCUGCUCCCCUUGGCUGCAGUGGUGUGUAACUACACCGGCCAGAUCCUGGUGGCCUGUCUGUAUGAGGAGGACGAGAGCGGCCUCCCGGUCCGUGUGCGAGACUCCUAUGAGGACGUGGCCAAUGCCAGCUGCCGGAGCCUGUGCCCGCUGUACCCUCGCCUGGGUGGCUGGCUGGUGAACCUGGCACAGCUGCUGGAGCUGGUCAUGACCUGCACGCUCUACCUGGUGGUGAGCACCAACCUCCUGGCCCACAGUCUGUCCUCCCUACCCCCGGCCCUGGCCCUGGCCCCAGGCACCUCCGCAGCCCUCUGCCCCCUGGUGCCUCUCCUGGUGCUGCUGCCCUGCCUGCUGCUGGCUGACCUGAGAGUGGUGUCCAGGCUCAGCAUGCUCUGCUCCUUGGCCCAGCUCCUCACCACUCUGCUGGUCAUGCUCUACUGCCUGGGUGGAGCCGGGGGCUGGGCCUGGGACACUCUUCCUGUUUUGGUGCCCUAUGAUAGGAUGCUGGUGUCGGUGGGCGUGAUUAUCUUCAGCUACACCUCCCAGAUAUUUCUGCCAACGCUGGAAGGAAACAUGGAGAACAGACAGGAGUUCUGCUCCAUGCUGGGCUGGACCCAUGGCCUGGCCUGUCUACUGAAGACCCUGUUCUCCCUGCUGGCCUUUCUUACCUGGGGGGCCAACACCCGCGAGGUCAUUACCGACAACCUGCCGUCCCCCAUGAGGACGAUGGUCAACCUCUGUCUGCUCACCAAGGCUCUGCUCUCUUAUCCCCUCCCCUUCUAUGCUGCCACCGAGCUCCUACUGGCCAGUAUAAGAGGGGGUGGGGUUAUGAGUAAAGAAGGGGAGGGGCCUCCAGGUGAGAGAGGCUUGGAGGCGGGCUCUGUGGCCCUGAGGGGUGGGCUCUUGCUGCUCACCUUCCUAUUGGCUCAGCUUGUACCCCACUUCUCCCUGCUGAUGGGGUUGACAGGGAGUGUGACGGGCGCAGCCAUGAGCCUCAUCCUGCCCUGCGUGUUCCACCUGCGACUGCGCUGGGCGGGGCUGAGCGGGUGGAGCCGAAUGCUGGACCUCAUCAUCCUGACUCUUGGCACCGUCUGCAGCCUAUCUGGCUUGCUCUGCUCUCUACAUGGCCUGCUGCAGGCAGUCAGAGAUGGAUAG
Messenger RNA from Hypomesus transpacificus, 1506 nucleotides. RefSeq names its product vesicular inhibitory amino acid transporter. Gene Ontology annotation, cellular component: vacuolar membrane. Lineage: Eukaryota; Metazoa; Chordata; Actinopteri; Osmeriformes; Osmeridae. Gene Ontology annotation, biological process: amino acid transmembrane transport. The record is from RefSeq and is a predicted model, not a curated record. The transcript is spliced from 5 exons. Bases 1 to 1506 code for a protein of 501 amino acids. Gene Ontology annotation, molecular function: amino acid transmembrane transporter activity.